This is a messenger RNA of Zonotrichia albicollis (white-throated sparrow), 5981 nucleotides long. Lineage: Eukaryota; Metazoa; Chordata; Aves; Passeriformes; Passerellidae. The record is from RefSeq and is a predicted model, not a curated record.
CUUUACCAACAGGGCCGCUUGUGCCAGCUGGGUAGUGAAUUUUGUGAACUAGAAGUUUUUGCAAAGGUGCUACGGGCUUUAGAUAAAAGACAUCUGCUCCACCACUGUUUCCAGGCUCUGAUGGACCAUGGAGUCAAGGUUGCUUCAGUCCUGGCCUAUUCCUUCAGCAGACGGUGCUCCUACAUUGCAGAGUCAGAUGCUGCUGUGAAAGAAAAAGCAAUCCAGAUUGGCUUUGUCUUAGGGGGGUUCCUGUCAGAUGCAGGCUGGUACAGUGAUGCUGAGAAGGUUUUCCUUUCCUGCCUUCAGCUGUGCACCCUCCACGAUGAAAUCCUUCACUGGUUCCGUGCUGUGGAGUGCUGUGUGAGGUUGCUGCACGUCCGGAACGGGAACUGCAAGUACCACCUGGGAGAGGAGACCUUCAAGCUGGCGCAGUCGUACAUGGAGAAGCUGGCCAAGCACGGGCAGCAGGCCAACAAGGCGGCGCUGUACGGCGAGCUGUGCGCGCUGCUCUUCGCCAAGAGCCACUACGACGAGGCCUAUAAGUGGUGCAUAGAAGCCAUGAAGGAGAUCACAGUUGGGCUGCCUGUGAAGGUGGUGGUGGAUGUGCUACGACAGGCAUCAAAGGCCUGCGUGGUGAAACGGGAGUUCAAGAAGGCAGAGCAGCUCAUAAAGCACGCCGUGUACCUUGCCAGGGAGCAUUUUGGAGCCAAGCACCCCAAGUACUCUGACACGCUACUAGACUACGGAUUUUACCUGCUCAAUGUAGACAACAUCUGCCAAUCUGUUGCCAUCUAUCAGACAGCGCUCGAUAUCCGGCAGUCGGUGUUUGGAGGUAAAAACAUCCACGUAGCCACAGCUCAUGAGGACUUGGCUUAUUCUUCAUAUGUCCACCAGUACAGCUCUGGCAAAUUUGACAAUGCACUAUUCCAUGCUGAACGUGCUAUUGGCAUUAUCACUCACAUUCUCCCUGAAGACCAUCUCCUCCUGGCUUCUUCAAAGAGAGUUAAAGCACUUAUCCUGGAGGAGAUUGCCAUAGACUGUCACAACAAGGAGACAGAGCAGAGGCUGCUCCAGGAGGCCCAUGACCUGCACCUGUCCUCGCUGCAGCUGGCUAAAAAAGCCUUUGGGGAGUUCAACGUGCAAACAGCCAAACACUACGGCAACCUGGGCAGACUGUAUCAGUCCAUGAGGAAGUUCAAGGAAGCAGAGGAAAUGCACAUCAAGGCCAUCCAGAUCAAGGAGCAGCUCCUAGGGCAGGAGGAUUAUGAAGUUGCCCUCUCUGUGGGCCAUCUCGCCUCCCUCUACAACUAUGACAUGAACCAGUAUGAAAAUGCUGAAAAGCUUUAUCUGAGAUCCAUAGCAAUUGGAAAGAAGCUUUUUGGUGAAGGAUACAGUGGACUUGAAUACGAUUACAGAGGUCUCAUUAAACUGUACAAUUCCAUUGGCAAUUAUGAGAAGGUGUUUGAGUACCACAACAUUUUGGCCAACUGGAACCGGUUGCGGGACCGGCAGUUCUCGGUGACGGAUGCGCUGGAGGACGUCAGCACCAGCCCCCAGUCCACGGAAGAAGUGGUCCAGUCUUUUCUGAUGUCUCAGAACCUCGAGGGACAGAGCAGCUAAGAACUUGGUCAAUUAACCAGUUAAGGUUUUUGCCCCCAGGUUACAGGGGGAAAAGUCAUACUGUGAAAUCUAAACCAUGUAGUUCUCUGGGGGCUGGAAUUUGCGUUGAAACACUGGUCCAGUCUACUGAAGAGUGCCCAUACGGAUGAAUGUGUGUUAAAUUCCUCUCAGCAUGUGUAUGGCAUGUUUAGUUCGGCUCACGUUUUUAACUUGGUAUUCCCAAAAAACCCCCUUCUCUCUCUCUUCUUUCAAAAGAAGCUACUUUGCAGAAAGUCUGCAAGAAAACAUUAAAUAAAACUGUUUGAGUUCAAAAGAGUUGCAUUCUUAUUACGGAUGGAAGGUUUCAUCGAGAGCUUUCUGCUGAUUGACAGAGAGAACAAAAGCUGUACUCUGAGGAGCUGUAGGAGAAAGGUCUUGCUGCUGUAUCACUGUAGCAAAGUUGAUGGUAAAUAGCCAGCAAAGGGAGAUGUGCUGGCCUUGGCUGCUGCCUUACCAAGAGAAGUGGCAAAGACCCACUCUGGAGAGCACCCUCGCUCAGUGAGUGCCAGCUGUGCUGUUGUGGAUGCCCUGAACUGGACCAGUACAGAUCCCACAGACCAGCAAGCACAGUGGCCUCGGUGCCACCACCAGUGCUCCCCUGGGCAGGACCAGGACACCACGGUGGACCAGCCUGCUAGAGACCCGUUUUGGACCAGUGGCUUUAAUUUAAUAUUUCUGCCCCUGCAUUCACUUUGACAGUAGAACUCUCUCAUUUAGGUGUCUGAUCAGUGCAAAUGAUAUCCAUGUGAUAGAUCCAGAGCUAGGAAGUGAAUUGAUGGUUUGUCUGUACCCAGUGAGCUUCUGCAGAGAUUGCUGGCAGUGCCACAGCUCCCCCAUCCCUCUGCUGCAGCCACUCCUCCUUUCCUCUCCCAUGGGCUCUCUCUGCUCCCAGAGGCCACACCGUGUUCAUACCAGUCAAGAGUUUUGUAUUCCAGUCCAGUUCCAUUUUCUGUUUCUGGAGAACACAACUUACUGUACAGGUCGCAGGGGUCAGUGAAAAUGCCAAAAAGCACAACAGGUCUUUUUUUUUGUGAUGCUUCAUUUCUACAUUAAACAAGAGUACAACCAGAAACCGAUUCCUUACGUUAAUUUACGCAGCAGAGCUCAGCUGUACAGACCCUCUGAGAAUGCCUCUCUCACUAGCUUGUCUUAAUUCUUCUGUUGGGGGCUGUGUGCUUGUGUGGGUUUGGGUUCAGGUGUUGUUUUGGGGUUUGUUUUAUUUCCUAAUGUUGGGUAAGAUUUGCAAGUCUGUGUGACACAAACUGGAACCGACUCGCUGCUGUUACCUCAGCUGUGCCCUGGAUCUGGGAUUCUGUGGCUUCUGUCACUUUGGGGCUCUCUCCCCCUCUUUUCAGGGUUUGUACCGUGGCCAGUCCUGCAGGGCUGGGACUGGAUGUUCUGUUUGGGGUCUGGUUUCUGUUGGUUUAUGGGGUUUGUGGCAGGGAAAGCUGCUGGAUGAUCUUCAGGGAAGAAAUAGAGGUUUUGGACAUGACUUGGAGCUUAAUGGCUCUUCUAAGUGAAAUUUUACAGGCCAAUAGUUCAUAUUCUGGUGCCUUCAAAUGUUUUUUUUUGGGGGGGGGGGGAAAGCUGGGUAAUAUCAACUUUAAAAUGCAAUGACAUAAUUAGUGAAUGCAGAUUAAUGAUUGCAUAUUUAGAAUAUCUUCACUGAGGUGAAAAGAAGUAUUUGCAUAAAACCCCCUGUGGUAUUAGGACUUAACUGCAGUGUGUCUGCAACAGCUGCUCAGUGAAAAUCCAACUUAGUUAUGUGUGGAUUUAAAAUGUGAUUUAUUUAUAGCAGUUUUUGUUUAUGACUGUGUAGGAGCUACAGACAAAUUCAGCUAUACAAGGCAAAACCUUCUCCCUGAAUGCCUGUGGCACUGACGAGUUAGAAAGUUCUUACGAGUUCUUAAAUCCUUUUAAAAGGUAUUUAAAGUUAAACAAAGUUUGUAGCAGUGUCAGGACUUGGGCAGGAAAGUGGCUUAAAGCUGUGCUGAAGAACCUGAGUGAUUCUGUGCUGCAGGAGUGCUGGGGCUCCCAGCUGGGUGCCUGGGUUUGCACUGACCUGGCUGGAGAUCAUUCACCCGCUCUGUUCCAGCCCUGGGCUCUGCAGCUUUUGGCCAAGGAGCCCCGGAGGUGUUUGGGGUGAGGAGCAUUGACUGACUGACACCACUGCCUGCCUGAGCCCUGCUCCUGCUCCAGCCCUGGCUGUGUCCCUGUUUGUGCUUUCAUUCAGCUCAGGGCAGCCGGGCAGGAGCUGUGCUGGACGUGCCUGCGUUGGUUUGUUGGUGCUCUGAUGGCUGCUCCUGUGUCCUUCCAGAGCUGCCUCAGCGCUGGAGGGAGGGCCCAAAGCUCCCUGGGAGCCCCUUUGGCCCAGGGGCUGUGGGGGUGACCCGAGAGGGCUCCAGGGUUCCUCCUGUGCCUGCAGGGAGCCCUGCCUGGGGCUGAGCUGCCCCUGCAGCUCCACCGGGCCAGGGCAGGUCCCUCGUGCAGCUGUGGCUGAUUGCUGACACUGCUGGGCAGGGCUGGGCAGGAUGAUGCUGCAGCUGCAGGGACAGCACAGGAGUGACCCCGGCAGGCUUUGGUUGUGUCUCCCAGGUGGAGCUGUUGGAAGGUUUGUGUUGGCACCUGCAGCCUGGCUGGGAUGCUGUGCUGCUGCUGCUGUUUGUUGCUCUCUCUGCUCCCACAGUUUGUUUGGUGCUGUUGAGCAGUGGGAGGCUGCUGGGAUGGUGCCAGAGGCAGGUACAGGACUCGUUGGGGUGGCUCUUGCAGCAUGAGCCCAGUGCUGCCCACUCUGCCCCUGCAGGGCCUGCAGUGCCUCUGGGGGUUUCCAUGGGUCAGUACGGGGUGGGGGCCUGGCAGGUGGAACAUCCAUCCAGGAAGGAAUGGUUGGCAUUUCCAGACACACAAGGUGCCCACACAGGGGCUGUGUGGUGCUGGCAGUGAGAGGGCAGACCUGGGAGUGGCAAUCCUGUGAAAUGCAUCUUCUCCUUGAAGGUGAGUAAAGGAAUCACCCCAGAGUCACUGGCUGCAAGUGGUGAGCACGGGUGUCGCCUUAAGGUAAAUUAUUUUCACUCUUGAUGGAGUUAAACCCUCAGUAUUUGACUUUGUGUGAGGUUGUUUGGGUCAGUGAGGGGGGAGCUUGCUGGAGGUGCCAUUGCUGCUGCUCAUGGUACAAAAUGCACAUUGAAGUUCAUUCCCUUUCAGUCCUGAGUGCGGGAGGGCACAGGAGGAGGAACCGGCCGUGCCUCAAACGGGGGAAGGUGUUGGCAGAGCCUCCCUCGGGUGAUGGGCAUGGGCUCGGGCAGGGCAGGUGCUGCUGGGACCAAGCUUUCAGCAGAUCCUUCCUCCUGCUGCCUGUGCAGAGCCUGGCUUUACCUGGGACUCCUUGUUCCCUUAUCAGAUAAUUCCUGGCCAGUGUCAGCCCAAAGCUGCCUCUGCAUUGAGGGGGUGUUUGACGCUGCUGGGCCCUGGGAGGGCUUUGGGGAGAAGUGGGGAAAAUUUCCUUUAGAAAUCAACUCCAGAACCUGCAGAGAGUUGGCAGCACUGGGAAUGCUUUGUCCCUCAAUCUCAGGAACGUUGUGGGCAGUGGCACAGGUGUCCCUGGCUGUGGGCAGUGUGUGCUCUGGGGUCUCGUAUUCCACUACUCCUUGCAAUCCUCGGUAUCUAUAGCAUGAGUGGCCUUAGUGAGUUUGUUGAAGUGCACAUUUUUUUUUUUCUUUUCAAAAGUAAAUUUUAAGAUGAAAAAGAUAUAUACUAUAUAAAUAUAUAGAGAUAUUUAGAAACUUGGUUUGUGGUGCACAAGUUCAGUGUUGGAUCGCUAAAUACUCGUCGCAGGUACCAUAUGUGUAACUUUUCUUUUCUGUAUAUUCCUUUCUGGGAAGCAAUGUUGCCAUGGUAACUACAACUUUACAAUUUCUUUACUACUUAAUGAUGUGAAUGAAUUCUACAUUUUAUUGGAUAUUACCGGGUUCAGUACUAUUUUUAUACUUUAUUGAACUACAGGGGAUUUUAAUUUAAUAGCAUUAAAAAAAAAAGAAAAAGAUGUUGCUUGAACUGUAUAACUGUAUAAAUUGAACUAAUUACACAAAGCCACCUCUAAACCAGAAUCUCCACCUGUAGUGCCACAUUCAUUUAUAUAAAAGUAUCUUGCUCAUUACCAGGCCCUGCAGCCCCUCCCUGUUGUGUCAGGACAGUUUCCUACCCCCCCUCUCCUGCCACCCUUUGUGCCCACGGAGCCAUCUCUGUUUGUAACCAGCAUUGUGAUAUUCUGUAACUGUAUUGCUCAAAUGAAAUAUUGACCUAAUAAAUAGAGUGUUCCUGCA